Corythoichthys intestinalis (scribbled pipefish) is the source of this 1102-nucleotide messenger RNA. RefSeq lists its product as uncharacterized. The coding region runs from base 236 to 1102 and encodes 288 amino acids. The transcript is spliced from 6 exons. NCBI's taxonomy places the organism in Eukaryota, Metazoa, Chordata, Actinopteri, Syngnathiformes, Syngnathidae. The record is from RefSeq and is a predicted model, not a curated record.
GGACUGGCGAAAUCCGAGACCACCAACGGAAAACUGGCAAUCUAUGGGAUGUUGUCAUUGGAAUGCCAUGGUUCGACAAAACGCGAUCAGCAGGGGUCGUGGAUCCAGGGGCUGCCAGGGUACAGAGCAAGGUGGUGGCAGCUAACCAUGGGAGCCAGCUGGCAACAAGCUGCUUCAGCUGGCAGUGCACAAAGCUCCCAAGAGGAAAAGAUGUGUUUGAAGAGGACACUCCAGGAUGCUGGAGGAUGAUAUGGAGCAGCUGGAAAAGAGGAGUUCUGACCCAGGCCUGGACUGCAGUCCUCCCAUUUUCCAUUUGAUCAAGAUGAAUAGUUGGCCUAGGAUCAAAGGCAGUUCCCAACCGGCCACUGUGUCCAACACAAAGGGGUGUUGGGUGCUGGCGUUGAGCCAGGUGCUGCACAUGGUCACACAACCAGGGACAAGACAUGCAGAUGGGGCCAACAGAGCCCUUGUCAUCUCCGCCCCCCAAGCCUUUAUACAAGAGUCAGGGAGUGGUCCUCCCAAAACACACAGCCAGCAUGCUCAACGACAACAGAGGAAGCUGAGAAACGUCUACAGGGUUAAAAAAUUCCAGCGGAUAAUCGGUGCAAAAAGUUUGUGCCAUCUGUAUGCUGCGCGGAGAGAUGUGGUUGCCGAACUCAUGGACACGUCAAGCAUAAACAGUGAGUGUUGUCCUGCUGAUGCAAAACUUCAUAUACAGUAUCAUAUCAUAAUUGUGUUUAAUAGGCAUUUAAUGGAAAUUACAAACAAAUAUGUGAAGUUGAUGUUCUCUGAAUGGGGAUGUUGUGCUACAAGUCCCUCCAACAGAGUUCCCACUUUAGUUUCUCCGGGAAACAUCUGUGCAGAGUGUGGACUGGAGACCCCUAGAUCGCAAUGGGAGACACCUGCCAAGGUGUUGGAAAAUGAGAGUGCCAAGAUCCUGUGGGACUUCUGGAUACAGACUGAUAAGAUGCUCAUGGCCAACCAACCGAACAUCGUGAUCAUGGAUAAGCAACAGAGGACAGCCGUUGUGAUCGAUGUAGCCAUCGCCAAUGAUGGCAAUAUCAGGAAAAAGGGACACGAGAAACUAGAAACUGGUAGGUGA